This is a messenger RNA of Durio zibethinus, 4201 nucleotides long. Its product is annotated as Pentatricopeptide repeat (PPR) superfamily protein. Gene Ontology annotation, molecular function: protein binding. NCBI's taxonomy places the organism in Eukaryota, Viridiplantae, Streptophyta, Magnoliopsida, Malvales, Malvaceae. The record is from RefSeq and is a predicted model, not a curated record.
GGUGUGUUCCGUAGGUAAAACCCUUGAAAAUUACGAAAAGAUCCGGAGAGUGGCUGAAACAAAAAACUUCGCAGAAGCUCAAUAUUGGGCAAACUAGAAAGACCAAAGUUCAAUAAUCAUUAAAAAGAAGCAUGUCUUUCCCCCCAAAAUUCUCUCAUUUACGUUCUUCUUUUUCUUCUUCUCUUGAUGUUCUUCCUAAAAUUCCACCUCUCCAAACACUAAUAAAAAGAGGCUUCACUCCCACUCUCAAAUCCAUUAACCAACUUCUUUCCUUUCUCUCUUAUUCCCGAAAAUUCAACUCAGUUGUCCAUCUCUUCUCUCAGUUGGAAUCAAACAAAAUCAAAGCCAAUUUCCAAACCCACUCGAUCCUCAUUUGGGCUCUCCUCAGAUUGUACAAAUUUGAAGAAGCGGAGCAUUUGAUGAAUACCCGGCUGUCAAAAUUUUCCAAUUUUUCCAAAACUCGAUUUUGGGAUUCUCUAAUUCAAGGAUUCUGUGUCAUCCAAAAUAAUCCACAAAAGGGUCUUUUUCUGUUAAAGAACUGCUUAAUGAAUUGUGGUACAUUGCCUUCUUCUUCUACAUUUUGUUCAUUGAUUCAUAGUUUUAUAUCUCAAGGAAAUAUGGAUAGAGCAAUUGAGGUGUUAGAAUUGAUGACAGGUGACAAAAUUAGAUACCCUUUUGAUAAUUUUGUUUGUAGUGCAGUCAUUGCUGGUUUUUGUAAGACUGGGAAACCUGAAGUUGCACUUGGAUUUUUCAAAAAUGCUAUAAAUUCAGGAGCUUUACGGCCUAAUGUUAUUACUUAUACGGCUUUGUUAAGCACCUUUAAUAUGUUGGGUAGAUUUAAUGAGGCUUGUGAUCUGGUUUUUAAGAUGGAAAAGGAAGGGCUGGCUUUGGAUGCUAUUCUUUAUAGCAGUUGGAUUUGUGGGUACUUUAGAAAUGGGUGUUUAAUGGAGGCUUUGAAAAAACAUAGAGAGAUGGUGGCAAGAGGAAUCAACCCCGAUGCUGUAAGCUACACUAUUCUCAUUGAUGGAUUUUCAAAGGAAGGUUGUGUGGAAAAGGCAGUUGGAUUUUUGAAGAAGAUGUUGAAAGAUGGGGUGAUGCCCAAUGUGGUUACGUAUACGGCAAUCAUGUUGGGUUUUUGCAAGAAAGGGAAAUUGGAGGAGGCAUUUACAUUGUUCAAGGAAGUUGAAGAUAUGGGGAUUGAAGCAGAUGAGUUUAUGUAUGCAACAUUGAUUGAUGGAGCUUGCAGGAAAGGAGAUUUUGAUUGCAGCUUUCAUCUGUUGGAUGAAAUGGAGAAGAAGGGGAUUAAGCCAAGUAUUGUUACUUAUAAUAUAGUAAUCAAUGGUUUGUGUAAGGUUGGGAGGACAUCUGAAGCAGAUAAUGUAUUCAAACAGGUAGAUGGUGAUAUUGUAACGUACAGUACUCUGUUGCAUGGUUACACUGAAGAAGGGAACGGAGAAGGGAUUUUUAAGACAAAAGGGAAAUUGGAAGAAUCAGGGCUUUUUAUGGAUGUUGUUGCAUGUAACACACUUAUCAAAGCACUCUUUAUGGUUGGUGCAUUUGAAGAUGCCCAUGCACUCUACAAAGCAAUGCCAGAAAUGGAUUUGAAUGCAGAUUCAAUUACUUAUUGCACAAUGAUAGAUGGCUAUUGUAAAGCAGGCAGAAUAGAGGAGGCACUAGAGGUGUUUGAUGAGUAUAGGAUGUCAUUAGUUUCUUCUGUUGCAUGCUAUAAUUGCAUCAUAACUGGGCUAUGCAAAAGGGGAAUGGUUGAUAUGGCCAUUGAGGUAAUUAUUGAACUUGGUGAGAAAGGUUUGGCUUUGGACAUGGGUAUCUCAAUGAUGUUGAUCAGGGCAACUUUUGCUCAAACAGGUGCAGUGGGAGUUAUGAAUUUUAUUUACAAACUUGAGAAUUUUGGGUCCGAAAUGUACAAUAGUUUAUGUGAUGAUGCUAUCUGUUUCUUGUGCAAAAGAGGUUUCGCUGAAGCUGCAAGUGAAGUGUACAUUGUAAUGAGGAGGAAAGGUUUAGCUUUGAUGAAAAGUUCCUAUAAUUUGGUACUAAAAAAGCUUAUUGAUGGCGGAAAAAUGUCUCUAGUUGGUCCUUUUCUCAAUUUCUUCCUGAAAGAGCAUGGCCUAGUUGAGUCUAUUGUUAGCAAGAUUGUGGCACACCACUUGUGUCUUAAGAAUAUGGACAUUGCACUACAGUUUCUCAAGAAAAUGAAGGAGCAAGUAUCAUCAGUCACUUUGCCUCCCUCAGUUUUGACAAAACUUGUAAAGGAUGGCAGGGUAUUGGAUGCAUACAAACUUGUCUUGGAAGCUAGUGAAAAUUUUCCUGUUAUGGAUGUGGUUGAUUACUCAAUCCUGGUUCAUGCCCUUUUCAAGGAAGGAUACCCUAAUCAAGCCUUAGAUCUGUGUGCUUUUGUUAAAAAUAAGGGGAUUACUCCUAACAUUGUCACAUACAAUUCGGUCAUAAAUGGAUUGUGCCGUCAGGGGUGUCUAGUUGAAGCAUUCCGACUAUUUGACUUAUUAGAAAGAAUUGACUUGGUUCCCUCUACAGUAACAUAUGCAACAUUGCUUGACCAUUUAUGUAAGCAAGGUUUUCUGCUAGAAGCCAAAAAAUUAUUUGAUGAUAUGAUCUACAAGGGAUGUAAACCAAAUAUACGUGUUUAUAACUCGUUCAUUGACAAUUACUGUAAGUUUGGUCAAAUGGAUGAAGCCUUGAAACUUUUGUCUGAUCUGGAGAUCAAAGGUGUUAAGCCUGAUGAAUUCACCAUUAGUGCUCUGAUUUAUGGCUACUGUAAGAGGGGUGACAUGGAAGGGGCUCUUGCAUUCUUUUCUGAGUUCAAAAUGAAAGGUGUAUCUCCUGAUUUCUUGGGUUUUAUUCAUAUGACACGAGGUCUUUGUGCGAAAGGAAGGAUGGAAGAGGCAAGGAGUAUCUUGAAAGAAAUGCUUCAGACAAAAUCUGUUGUGGAGUUGAUAAAUAACAUUGAUACCAAGAUUGAGUCAGAAUCAGUAGACAGUUUUCUUGCAUUCUUAUGUGAGCGAGGAAGUAUCCAUGAAGCUUUGGUUGUUCUUUGUGAAAUUGGGUCUGUGUAUUUUCCUAUUCAAAAGUGGUCUACCGUUUAUCAAGAAUCUGAACCAUUAAACAACUGCUUGAAGAGUGAAGCUUUUUCUGCGGUCUCUGCUGUGUCAGCAAGACCUGACAAAAUGUCUGAUUUAGAUUAUGCAUUGCAUGAUCCGCAGCAAAUAAAGAAGUUAGUAGAAAAUUAUGAUGUUGGAAAAGAGGAAUCUCAAUUUUGCAGCUUUAACCUUUGCUAUUCCUUACUUACUUCACUCUGUUCAAGAGGGGAGCUGCACAAGGCAAAUAAACUUAUGAAUGAAGUGCUUUCAAGUUUGAAGGGAACUCUGUAGUCAAAUUACUGAUUUUUUGGUUGCCAUGACUAAAACCUGAAACUUUCUCUGGCCCCAAGAUAGGAAAAGAAGCCAUGUAGUUACAAGCUAAACCUGAUGAUAAUCAUGCCAUUUAAGCUUCUUCUGUUCUUCCAGGAGAUGAUUGAUCCAGAUGGUAUCGCAAACUGGUCAGUAACUCAUGUUGACUGGUCUGAAAGAAAGUGGCAUCCUAAAUCAUAUAGGGCUCUGGAUGUUACAGAUGAGCUUCUGAAGAAUAUUACGUCAAAUUGACUUGACCAUCCAUGUAACAAGUGAUGAAAAGAGCAAAUAGCAGGUGCAAGCUUGCCCAUGGAAUGAUAUCAGACAACCGUGUUCCCUAUUUGCAAGGAAAUUCUAUCCAGAAACCCUAGAUAAAUUGAUGAUGCUCCUCAAAUUUUUGACUCUGAAUUCUUUGGUCGGAUUGAUAGUUUUUUUCUUGAUCCCUUCACCCCAUAUUGGUUUCACAUAUAGAUUAUAUAUUUGUAAAUGGCCAUUUUUCCCAACUAACAAUUCUUCAGUGCAACGGCAAGUGGAACAGUAGUUAGGAUGAGUUGAAUGCGGCUGGAGGCUACCGAGUUGUUAGCGUUGCGUCCCUUCCAAAUGGGUAAUUUCUUGUCCAUCUCUUCCCCAUUCGUGCCAUUGAUACAUUAAUAUAUAUGUGAAGCAAUAUUGGAAGAUUCUGCGAAAAGUCGGCUGUUAGUCAGAACUUUUAGUUUUAAUAAUCAAGAUUUAAAUAUUGACAGCUUCAAAUAUAAAAAAAUAUAUAUUAUAAAAAAGUA